This is a messenger RNA of Cucurbita maxima (winter squash), 2629 nucleotides long. Its product is annotated as protein ANTI-SILENCING 1-like. The transcript is spliced from 12 exons. Gene Ontology annotation, molecular function: RNA binding; chromatin binding. Bases 327 to 2018 code for a protein of 563 amino acids. The record is from RefSeq and is a predicted model, not a curated record. NCBI's taxonomy places the organism in Eukaryota, Viridiplantae, Streptophyta, Magnoliopsida, Cucurbitales, Cucurbitaceae.
UGUUCGGAGGAGGUCCACAAGCCCUAAUUUUCUGUUCAUUCCAAACGAGGGAAUUUGCAUGCUAAUGUCACACGCGCUGCACGCGCUCAAACGGCGGUUAGCGGAACCAGAGGUGGAGCCUCGCCGCGCGUUUGGGACUAGGUCUUUAAGCAGGGUUUUACUGCUCGAGUGGGUUUACGUAUCUGGUAUUUUCCCUCCAAAUUUCGAUUUCUUGUGGGUCGAGCCCCUUCCAUACUUAAAUCUUCAGUUAUCGCCGGAUAAUCUCUUUCACCUUUCAUGGUCUCUUUCAGCUGCAUUUAUUCUUGGAGGAGAUCCGCUUUGGUAUUAUGGUAGAAACAGAACAAGAGGAGAAAGUUGAAUUUCAAUGGGGCAAAAGGAAAGGAAUUGGUGGGAAGAAGAAGGACGUGUCCUUUUAUGAAUCUUUUACUUAUGAUGGUGUAGAAUAUUUUCUUUAUGACUCUGUUUACCUAUACAAGGAGGGUGAACCAGAACCUUAUAUUGGCAAGAUUCUUAAAAUCUGGCAGAAUCCAGAUAAGACGAAGAAAGUAAAAAUUCUUUGGUUUUUUCGACCUUGUGAGAUUCUUAAUUAUCUUGGAGCCGAAGACACAAGGGAUAAUGAAUUAUUUUUGGCAUCCGGUGAUGGUGUUGGUCUUGCCAAUGUUAAUUCUCUGGAAGUAAUUGCUGGAAAGUGCAGCGUUCUCUGUUAUUCAAAUGAUAGCAGAAAUCCACGACCUUCAGAUGAAGCACUCAAAAAGGCUGAUUUUGUAUUUUGUCGUACAUUUGAUGUUGGAAAACUAGAGGUCUGCAAUGAGAUAUGUGAAAAAAUUGCCGGAGUAGAAGUUAAAUUUUUACUCAAUAAAGUAGAUACUUCAAAAUAUGUUAAGAGGGCCGAGAAGGAUGGGAAGGAUGCAAUUGUAAAUACUGAAUCAGAAGAUCUUUUUGAAAGGAACACUUCUAAUGGAGAAUCAACUUUGAAGACUAAGGACAGCACUGUCGAGAUGUCCACCAAGGAAAAUGUUGAUUUGAAGGCUUCUCUAUCUAUAGAGAAAUCCUCCAACGAAGAGAAGUCUGGUGUAUGUGUGAGUGAUGGAGGAAACGGAAUGGCUAAUACUAGUAGCAAACACAAAAACAUCUUAGAUGAUAAGGUCUCUUCGAAGCUUAAAAUUGAUUAUAAUAAGACACCCGGUAAAGAUGCGCUACCUAAGGAUGUUGAAGGUAGAGUUAAAAGUCCGAGGGACUCCUCUGAAGUUGAACAUAGACCAGAAAAGAAGGCAAAACUAGAUAGUUUUGUUCAAUUAUCUCUGGGAAAGACCAAAAGCGACAUUCAAAAGCCUGGCCUCAAUCGCAGUAAUGGUGAUACGCUGGCUUCCUCACCCAAGAUUCAUGUUUCUGAAAAUGCUUCCAGGACCAAAAAUGUAAAAGAUUCUCAUGGAACAAAAGACAGCCUUAUCAAGAAGCCCAAACUAGAUGAGAAGCCAACAAAGGUUUCUAUUGGCAAGAACCUAAAGCCUUCAGUUGCAGACUGCAAAAUAGAUGGUCAAAUUGUGGAAGUUACUAGAAGGCCAGACGCUGAUAGAAGCAGAUGGUUCAAGGGACUUCCGUGGGAAGAAAGAAUGAAGAAUGCGCAUGAGCAAAGAACACUUGUCCUAAUUCAGAAUUUUGAUCCUGCUUACACUUCAGGUGAAGUGGAGGAUAUUGUCUGGCAUGCCUUCAACGAGAGUUGCACUGCUAAGAUGAUUCAGCGUACUGCAAAUUCUAUGCCUCACAUAGGUCAAGCUUAUAUUGUAUUUAAAACUAAGGAAGCAGCAGAGAAAGUGGUUAGAAAACUAGAUGAAGGUUGCUUAUUGCUUGCUAAUGGGAAUGCUCUUUUUGGUAGCUUUGCAACUCCUCAUCUCCAGUUAAAGAAACAAACGUAUUUUGGGCAUCACAGUAUUGAUAAGCUAAGGCAUCUAAUGCAACGUGAGAUGGUAAUAAAGAAGCUGUAUCAACCUCGCAUUGUUCUCAGCCGAAUACGGUAGAAUAUGAUAUGGCCAUGGAAUGGUGUUUACUGCAAGAAAGAUCGCAACUCACCUGGAAAAAGUUGUUCAAGCAACAAGAAGAGGAGUUGAGAAAAUUCAAGAGCAAGCUGAAAUUUAGAUGAGUUCCGUUGGCCUCACCGAUGCUAUAUUUGGCUAGUAUUUUCAACCAUGCGAGAAAUCCUUUUGAUCUAGCACAUUUUGAAUCAUGGGAGUACCUCACUCUUGCAAGUACCAGUGGUGUUAGACUUAAAUUUUCUUGCUCUUGCAAGUUAUCAAAGUGGAUUAAUUGGAAAUUGUACAUUGAGACGAGAGGAAAUUGGUUAGACGAGGGUCCUAGCUUUUGGAGGAACUUGAUAAGAUGAAACUUCUUGGUAAAUUCUGAGGCUUUGGAAUCAAAAGACCGCUGCAUGUAGAGACGUGGUCGAUGAUCUAUACGGAUGCCUCUAUAAUGGGUGAGUUUAGAUGAAUCUUGCAUCCUUCAAAGUAUUUGAUCUAAACAUUGAACCGGAAGUAUUUUGAUGAUAAUUAACACCUAACUAGUUUUGGUGCACAAUUUGUUGUUACUGUAUAGAGUAAUGGACAUCAAGUAAAGCGGUUUUAAAUCAUCUUUA